This is a messenger RNA of Misgurnus anguillicaudatus (oriental weatherfish), 5645 nucleotides long. The record is from RefSeq and is a predicted model, not a curated record. NCBI's taxonomy places the organism in Eukaryota, Metazoa, Chordata, Actinopteri, Cypriniformes, Cobitidae.
AUUGAACUGGUAGACCGGCCACUCCGCAGACAGCAGCCGAACAGGCGGACACGAGCCGCGCAGGUCCUCGCGAUGCCCGUCGGAUAUUAAGCCGCCUGGCUCACUCCGUGAUAAGGACACGUUAAAAUACCCCCUUCCCACCUCAGCAACAAACUUUGGCUCUUAAAGGUGCACGAGCGAAAGACAUCUAGAUUUUGGAGUAAAGCGCAUCCUCGAGCGCAGCGCAGCUAUAAGAGGAUUGCUGGAUCCCAGUAAACUGCAACGCCGCGAAGUGUGUUUAGACGGGAAAAAUGUCAUUGUCUGGGAAAGAAAACAGCACAGCCCCACAUGCCAAUUACGUGGGACCCUACCGCUUAGAAAAGACUCUCGGAAAAGGACAGACAGGUCUUGUAAAGCUCGGCGUGCACUGUGUCACGUGUCAGAAAGUCGCCAUAAAGAUCGUAAAUCGAGAAAAGCUCAGCGAAUCUGUGUUGAUGAAGGUGGAGAGAGAGAUCGCCAUUCUGAAGCUAAUAGAACACCCGCAUGUUUUAAAGUUGCACGACGUCUACGAAAACAAGAAAUAUUUGUAUUUGGUUUUAGAGCAUGUGUCUGGUGGGGAGCUGUUCGACUAUCUGGUAAAGAAGGGCAGGCUGACACCCAAAGAAGCAAGAAAAUUCUUCAGACAGAUCAUCUCAGCUUUAGACUUCUGCCACAGUCAUUCGAUAUGUCACAGGGAUCUGAAGCCAGAAAACCUGUUGCUGGACGAGAAGAACAACAUUAGGGUAGCAGAUUUCGGCAUGGCGUCCCUGCAGGUGGGCGACAGUCUGCUGGAGACCAGCUGUGGGUCUCCUCAUUACGCUUGUCCUGAAGUCAUCAGAGGUGAGAAGUAUGAUGGAAGGAAAGCAGACGUUUGGAGCUGUGGGGUCAUUCUGUUUGCUCUGUUAGUGGGAGCGCUGCCGUUUGAUGACGAUAAUUUACGAAACUUGUUAGAGAAAGUGAAGCUGGGCGUGUUUCAUAUGCCUCAUUUCAUUCCGCCGGACUGCCAGAACCUUCUGCGAGGAAUGAUCGAGGUAGAUGCCGGCAAACGGUUAACGUUGGAGUUGAUCCAGAAGCACACGUGGUACAUAGGAGGCAAGAACGAACCGGAACCCGAGCAGCCGGUUCCCAGGAAAGUGGCGAUUCGCAGCGUCCCCUCAGCGGAUGACAUCGAUCCAGACGUACUGGAUAGCAUGCACUCGCUAGGGUGCUUCCGUGACAAGAACAAACUGAUGAAGGAUCUGCUGUCAGACGAUGAAAAUCAGGAGAAGAUGAUCUAUUUUCUUUUGUUGGAUCGUAAGGAGAGAUACCCAAGCCAUGAGGACCAGAACCUCCCACCACGCAAUGAUAUCGAUCCGCCUCGGAAGCGUGUGGAUUCACCCAUGUUGAACAGGCACGGCAAGAGGAGGCCGGAGAGAAAGUCAAUGGAGGUGCUGAGCGUUACAGAAGGAGGUUCACCCGUACCUGCCCGAAGAGCCAUCGAUAUGACGCAACAUGGACAGAGGUCACGGUCCAUCAGCGGCGCGUCCUCUGGUCUCUCCACCAGUCCCCUCAGCAGCCCACGGGUGACACCUCACCCCUCUCCAAGAGGCAGCCCCAUCCCCACCCCCAAAGGAACGCCGGUACACACGCCUAAGGACAGCCCAUCGGGGACACCCAGCCCUACGCCGCCCCCAAGCCCCUCCAUUGGGGGAAUGCCCUGGAAGACACGCCUCAACACCAUCAGGAACAGCUUCCUGGGCUCGCCGCGCUUUCAUCGCAGGAAAUUGCAAGUUCCCACGCAAGAGGAAAUGUCCAGCCUGACGCCAGAGUCUUCCCCAGAACUCGCCAAAAAAUCUUGGUUCGGUAACUUCAUCAACCUUGAGAAAGAAGAGCAGAUCUUCGUGGUCAUAAGGGACAAACCGCUGAGCUCCAUAAAGGCCGACAUCGUCCACGCCUUUCUCUCGAUACCCAGCCUCAGUCACAGCGUCAUCUCGCAGACGAGUUUUCGGGCCGAGUACAAAUCUACGACCGGUCCCACCGUCUUCCAGAAGCCUGUUAAAUUCCAGGUGGACAUCACUUACACCGAGAGCAUGGCGGCCACCAAGGAGAACGGCAUUUAUUCAGUCACCUUCACUUUGCUCUCAGGUCCAAGCCGGCGUUUUAAGCGGGUGGUGGAGACUAUUCAGGGACAGUUGUUAAGCACACACGACCAGCCGGGUGUCCAGCAGCUGUCUGGUUUUAUCCAGAAAUCGUAUUAAAACUCCGCCCCCCACUCCUACUUCACAUCCCGUGAUGGGCAUUUAUUGACCGAGGGCACUUUUCAUGACGAACUUGCAGGUUACCGUGGAGACGGACCUUCAUCCUUUGUCACAGUUUUUCCUUUCCACGUUCCGACACCUUGACUCUCAACGAGGAUUACUGUACAAACACACACGCUUGUUCCCGUUCAAUCCUAUACCAUUAUCUGUUCACUGUUUACACUUACACAAACACACGGGCUCUGUUUCAAAACCUAGUAUGCUGUCUACAGAGGUAGCAUAGCAGUAUAGGCGUCUUACUAAAGUAGGACAUUUCUAGUUAUUCUGCUGUAUAAGGUGUUUGCUUUGCAAAAAAACAAUCCCAUAAUGCACUGCAAAAUGUUUUUUUAGAAAAAUUCCUAACAAAGGGUAAUAUUAAUAAAAACAUGUUAAAAAAUCUAGAGCCCCUCUAUUCCUCCAUUCAGUAUUCAACACGUUUUCAUUAUUCAUUAUUGUGGUGCAUUGUGGGAUUGAAUACGUGCACUCGAUAAUGUUCACUAUAAUUUCAGCAACAUGAUCUCACAGAUUACGUGAAAUAGUCACAAAAUAUUUUGCAAAUUUUUUUGUGUCAAUGUCACGUAUUUCCGCCAUUUUACGUGUCCGUGCCACGACUUUCUUUUCGUGUCAGUUUCACGUAUUGAUUAUUCAACUGUUUUUACCGUAUCGGUUUGGGGUUAGAUUUAACUACCGGACAUUCGUUCGAAUCUCACUUUUCAUUCACGAUAUAUAAUGAUAUAUUCGGAUGUCACGUUUAUUGUGCAACGUCUGCGAAACAAAUACGCCCCCUUGUGGAAUUUCAGCUAUGGAUUGCUUUAUACUCUUUUUUUCGUAUGCUUUUUAAACCAUUGUCGCCUGAUAUUAGGAUUAGAGCUGGGUUUGGGUAAGGAUGUCAUUUUAUGUAACAAAAAGUCGUUUUAACCCAAAACUGAAGCGACAAUGGUAAGAAAAUAGGAAAAACAGUUGAGUAACCAAUACGUGAAAUUGACACGAAAAGAAAGUAUACGUGGCACGGACACGUAAAAUGGCGUAAAUACGUGACUAUGACACAAAUAUUUUGUGACUAUUUCACGUAAUUUGUGAGAUCAAGUUGAAUUUCAGACACCACAAAAUGGCCGUCCCCUCAAACAGUGCACUUUUUAAGGGUUUAAUGAGCUAUUUUGUGGUGUUAGCUUAGCAACAUGCUAAUGCCAAACUCCAAUAACAUUAAUGGCUAUGAACGGCAUUCCAGAUUUUAGUAGGACGUUGUUUUAAAAAGCAGCUGUCUAUGUAGACAUCUCGCUAGGUUUUGAAACCAAGCACAAUAUCAGAUCUACUGUAAGCACACACAACUCUUGGAUGUUUGCACUUAACUCAAUAAAGCGCGCUGAAGGAAAAACACAAACUGAAACUUUGAAAGCUUGACCGGAGGAGAUGUGAAUCUUCACAGAUUGUAUGGAUUUGUGUGCAUUUAUUUAUUUAUGACUUUUCGAAUGAUGAACUCAUUGCUGCAAAAGGACCGAACUUUGGGAAGCAUUCGGGAUUCGGACAAAGGGUCGGGUGGGUUAAAAUCGAAUUAAUUUAACAAAUGAAUCUCUUGUACAAAUUGAACAUAAUUCUGUAUAAAUGCAAUGUCUUGUAGACGUGACACUAGGUUUAGUUUUGUUGUAGAUUUGGAUUUCUAACCUUGCGUUGCAAGUCUUUAUUAUUUCCCCCCAUGUACUGACAAAUCCAGCUAAAACCAGCAAAAACCAUCUUAUUCUCCCAGCCUGGUUUUAGCUGCUUUGUGGUGUAGCAGGCUAAUUUUAGAGGGGUUUUGGCUAUAUUUUAGCUAGUCUUAGCUGGAAGACCAGCUAACCCACCAGCUUAAACCAGCUGGUCCUUUCAGCCUGGCAAAGCUGGUUAAGCUGGUCUUCCACCCUGGUCAAGCUGGUGAGUCAGCUGGUUUUUGUUGGUGGGUCAGCUGAAGAUGUUGCCAAAACCCCUAUAUUUUGGUCCGGUUAACCAGCUAAAACCAAGCUGGGAGACUAGCUAAAACUAGCCAAUCAGCUUAGGCUGGUUUCAGCUGGUCUUUUCAGUAGAGCAGUGGUUCUCAAACUUUUUCAGCGGGCGGCCCCCUUUGUGUAUGGUGCAUUCCUUUGCGGCCCCCCCAAAGAAAAUUUAUGACAAAAAAACAGUUCUAAAACUUCACAUUUUAAUUAAACAAAACAUUAAAUUAUACAAAGUAGCUCUGCCUUAUUAAGUUUAAUUUCACAGAAUUCAAUAUAAAUUAAUGUAUUUUAUAAAAAUGUCAUAAAACUGGGGCCCCCCUGGCACCAUCUCGCGGCCCCCCUGGGGGCCCCGGACCCCAGUUUGAGAACCACUGCAGUAGAGUAUUUCUCUGUUUAUUACGUUAUCGAAUGAUUUGUUCCUGUUCAUACAUUAUAGAUGCUGAAAUAAAAUUUGUAUUUGUCUUUUUUUCAUAUUUCAUGUUCACUACCAGCAGAUACAAAAAAGAUGUUAAAUACAUUGUGGAUAUUUUUGUAUUUUCCUUAUGUUUGUCCAUAUAUUUAUUAUCAUGCAAUGACAUACAUAAAUAUAUAUGAGAACUUGAAUGUUAUUUAUUUAUGACAAUAAUGUGUUUGUUUGUAUCAGGGCAACACAGUUUUGUUUGAAUGAAUCUUUCUUAUGUCUUGAUUUAUGCAAGUACUGUAAAGUCUUUCUUUUCUAGAUUGAUAAUAGUGUGUUAAAAACAAACAAGCAAGCCAACAAAAAGCUCAUUUAUGAAUGUAGUUUAGCCUCGGUGGGGAGAGAAUGAACUUCUCAUAUCAUUGAUGAUAAAAAGCUGUUCUUGGAUCAGUUGUAUUGUAAAUAUGUUGUUCCUGCUCUUUGCGUUUGACUUGUAUUGCUGUGUGCAUGCGCGUUUUCUUUGCAUGGCUUUCGCGUACCGAUUUCUCGCUUUCCUUCUGUUAAAAAAAGACUCUUGCCUUCACCCCUGUAUUUACCUCUGUUACCGAUGCUUUAUUUUAUUUCUUUCCUGUCACUUUUUAUAGUAUCUUAUGCACUAAAUAUCUGCGCGGCAAGCGAGCGACGCUGCAAAAUCGUGACGCUCUCUUGCGACGCAGACAUCUUUUUUCGUCUGUACCAUGUACCUUUAAGAGAAAGGUUUCGAAUGUUUAUGACCCCCAGUUUACAGCUUGUUUUAAUGAAACAAUAAUGAAGCAAUACCUGUUGUUAAAUUUCCUAUUUUAUACAGUUGAACAAAGCUAAACUUAAACGAAGAAGGAACAUACAGAGCAGGAACGUGCAUUUAAUGAUGUAAAAAUCCCCUUGUAUUAUAACUGUGAUCAAUUUCAGAGAAAAAUGAAAACAAUAAACUCCUUCACUUAAUAGGAA